Rhineura floridana is the source of this 2878-nucleotide messenger RNA. RefSeq names its product cornichon family AMPA receptor auxiliary protein 2 (gene CNIH2). Gene Ontology annotation, biological process: vesicle-mediated transport; regulation of AMPA receptor activity. The record is from RefSeq and is a predicted model, not a curated record. The transcript is spliced from 6 exons. Bases 627 to 1109 code for a protein of 160 amino acids. Gene Ontology annotation, cellular component: synapse; dendrite. Lineage: Eukaryota; Metazoa; Chordata; Lepidosauria; Squamata; Rhineuridae.
CCGACAUUUGACACGCAACCCCGCCAGGAAAUGCAGCCGCGUCCCUGACACGCAGUCUGGAGAGUCCCUUCCUCGCCCCCCCCUCCACGUGCUCCCUGGGCGUCGAGCAGCCCCACCGAGCGCCGCUCCUGCGUGGCUGCGCCAAGGGGGCGCUUGCUGCCCGGCGGGAGGGGGCGCGCCCUUCCUCUGGGGCAAGACCCACGCGGCGAGCGGGCUUGGGGGGCGCUGCUCUCCCUCCUGAGCCGGCACAGCGAAGCCCGGCCAGCUCUUCUCCUGCUCCGUGGCGCCGCCCCGCCAGCCCCGCUCCCGCGGCUCCUCCUUCGCCCGGGCGCCUCUCUCCGACAGGCGGCGGCGGCGAAGGAGCAGCAUGAAGGGGGCGUCGUCGCCGACCUCGCCGUCGCCGACCUCGCCGUCGCCACUGCCACCGCACCAGCAGCAGCAGCAGCAGCAAUAGCAGUUCCUCCUGCAGCCGCCUCCGGCUCUGCCCCAUGGCCGCGUAGCUCGCCAGCCCCACUUCGCUGCCUUGGAGGGGGCAGGGCGGAAAGGACGAGGAGGCUGCAAAGGGGGGUGCCGCAGGCCGCCCCCUCCCCUCUUCCCACCACCCGAAAGCAACUCCUCCUCCCGCCAUGGCCUUCACCUUUGCCGCCUUUUGCUACAUGCUCACCUUGGUUCUCUGCGCCUCGCUCAUCUUCUUCGUCAUCUGGCAUAUAAUUGCCUUUGACGAAUUGCACAUGGAUUUCAAGAACCCCAUCGACCAGGGCAACCCAGCCAGGGCAAGAGAGAGGUUGAAAAACAUUGAGCGCAUCUGUUGCCUCUUGAGAAAGCUCGUGGUUCCUGAAUAUUCCAUCCAUGGCCUUUUCUGCCUGAUGUUUCUCUGUGCAGCUGAAUGGGUGACGUUGGGACUGAAUAUCCCCUUGCUUUUCUAUCACUUAUGGAGGUACUUCCACCGCCCGGCAGAUGGCUCAGAGGUGAUGUACGAAGCCGUCUCCAUCAUGAAUGCCGAUAUCUUAAACUAUUGCCAGAAAGAGUCAUGGUGCAAACUGGCUUUUUACCUGUUGUCGUUCUUCUAUUACCUGUACAGAACACUAGAACACGUGGACAUCCAAUGAAGCUGAAUGUUGGAAGAUUCAGGACAGACAAAAGAAAGUCCUUCUUCACACUGCGCAUAGUUAAACUAUGGAAUUCGCUCCCACGAGAGGCAGCGAUGGCCAGCAACUUGGAGGGCUUUAAAAGAAGAUGAGACAAAUUCAUGGAGUAUGAGGCUAUUAAUUGCUGCUGGCCACAGCGGCUCUGCUCUGCCUCCAUAGUCAGAGGCGUCAUGCUUCUGAACACCAGUUGUUGGAAACUGCAGGAGGGGAGAGUGCUUUUGCACUCAGGCCUUGCUUGCAGGCUUCCCAGGGGCAUCUGGUUGGCCACUGUGAGAACAGGCUGCUGGACUAGAUGGGUCACUGGCCUGAUCCAGCAGGCGCUUCUUAGGUUCUUAAGUAUCAGCAAAUUCGAUAGGUUAAUUAAGCAUUGUGCAAAAGACAACUUGUCUGCCAUGAAUCCCCCUCCCCCGUUUCCUGUUUAAUAAGAUGAUCUCCAGUUCCAGUAUAUUUGAGGAUGGGAGGGGCAGGAAAACCCUUCUCUAUUCACUUUCUCUGCUCCGUGUAUAAUUUUAUAACCACCUAUCACAAGAUGUUGUUGAACUCUCAUCCCCAUCAGCCCCAGCCAGCAUGGCCAGUGGCUGGAAAAGAUAAGACGAUAGACUUCUCAGCCUAGCUCUAUCAUUUCCCCUCUUAGACGACCAAGGGACAAAUUGUAACACAAUUUACUACUGCUUCCCCCAGAGCAUUAUUCACCCACCAACACCUAUGUUGAUCCUUGUUGGAAAGUGAUGGCCAAGGGGGAGGACCAGCUCUCUUCCAAGUAGAAAAAAGCUGACUAUCUGGCAGCAUUUUGUACUUUCCACAAGUAAUUAGACUUUUUUCUUUGCGAGUUUGCACUUGAAUGGGGGGAAAAGGUGGAGUGAUGUUUAGUUCCAGUUAAUUGCACAGGGGAGAGGAAAGAUAAAAAACAUUCAUGGGGACCAAAUGCGGCCCUCCCAACAUCUCUGUUUGGCCCCCAGCCACACCACUUCCUGGCCCUGCUUUGCACCCUCCUCCUUGAGUGUUUUUGCCCGGCUGGGCUGCGUCCUUGAACUCUGAUCAUCCCUCUUGCCUCCCUAGAUGGAGACUAGAGAGGGGUGUACUGUAUAAAGACAAAAUACAGAUUUGUUGCUCCACUGGCUUUUGCCUCUGGCCCCACCCACCACAGGCAUGCGGCCCUCAGAAGGUUUCCUAGAAGAGAAUGCAGCCCUCAGGUUGAAAAAUGUUGCCCAGCUCUGUUUUAAUUAAUAAAUAUAAACUGGGAGUGAGGUAGGUCCACACUGCGUAUUAACAUAGAGUUUGGACCUCAGUUUCUGUUGUUAUGAAAGGGAGAAAAUCUUACCAAUCUUUGCUGUAUUAGGCCACAUUCACAUCCUACAUUUAUUCCACUUUAAACAGUUAUGGCUUCCCCCAAAGGGGAAGGGUAGUUUGUGACAGGUACUGAGAGUUGUUAGGAAACCUCAGGUUCCUUCAUGGAACGACAGUUCCUAGAAUCCCCUGGCAAGAGGAAUUGACUUGACAAUUAUAGCUCUAUGAGGGAGGCCAAGAAUCUUCUAACAGCUCUCAGAACCUUUCACAAACUACCCUUCCCAGGAUUCUUUGGGGGAAGCAGUUUAAAGUGAAAUAAAAGUGGGAUAAAUGUAUGGUGUCGAUGUAGCCCUAGUCAUGACUUUACUCUGGUGACGGCUUCUUUACUUCUUUCUGUCUUCCUCCCUCUCUCUCUCUCUCUCUCUCCUUCCCCCUCCGUCCUC